Molecule: messenger RNA, 3830 nt
Organism: Cantharellus anzutake
Lineage: Eukaryota; Fungi; Basidiomycota; Agaricomycetes; Cantharellales; Hydnaceae
Product: beta and beta-prime subunits of DNA dependent RNA-polymerase
Exons: 11
Coding region: 97-3744 (1215 amino acids)
Biological process (GO): DNA-templated transcription
Cellular component (GO): nucleus; RNA polymerase I complex
Molecular function (GO): DNA binding; DNA-directed RNA polymerase activity; ribonucleoside binding
Source: RefSeq, a predicted model, not a curated record
AGUCGGUCCUUAGCCUUUGCGGCCGUAAAUAUCUUCUUAAAAGCAUUGCUGAGCUUCUGAGGCAACACCGUAGAGGUUUUCUUUUCCAGUUUCGCUAUGGGGACGAAGAAUCCUUCGGGCUACAACACUCUAGAGCGGGAGCGAAUCUUUAGACACCCAUCCACCCAUGGGCCAGAUAUUCCCCUCAUCAGUCAGACAGCUGCUGCCCACAUCGACUCAUUUAAUGCACUCUUCGAGGACGGGAGAAACCGUGCUUUGCUGCAAAAGGCCGUCGAAGACUUAGAGCCACGAGUCGUCUUUGACGCUACAGGACCAGAAGCGGGAAACAGACUGGAAUUCAAAAUACUUUCUGCCACUGUCAGCAUGCCGACGAUAUCCCCGCGUCAAAUCUUACCCGCCAGCGUAACUGACACUCGUUUCUAUCCACAUGAGGCUCGCGAAAGAAUGGUUUCUUACCGAGGGAAACUAGUCAUAAAACUCUCUGUCAAAGUUAAUGGAGAUGAGAUUAUUCAGACAAAAGAAUGCGGUUCCGUUCCCAUCAUGGUUGGAUCAAAUCGUUGCAACCUUCGAGGCAUGUCGCCCGCUGAAUUGGUAGCACAUCAUGAGGAAGCGGAAGAGUUUGGUGGAUAUUUCAUCGUCAACGGCAUUGAGCGUUUUAUCCGCAUUCUCGUUGUGCAGCGACGCAACCUUCCUAUUGCGCUAUCCCGGGGUGCGUUCGCGAAGCGAGGAAGUAGUUACACUACAUACGCUGUCACCAUUCGGUGCACACGCCCUGAUGAGAGCAGUCUGACAAACUCUAUCCAUUAUCUGUCGAAUGGGGGCGUGAUGCUUCGGUUUGGGUUGCGAAAUCGGGAAUAUUUCAUUCCUGUCAUCUUCAUUCUUAAGGCCUUGAUCAGUCCUUCCGACAAGGAGAUUUUUGAGGGUAUCAUGAUGGGUGACUAUCAGAAUACUUUCUUGAUGGAUCGUGUGGAAGUUCUAUUACGGAACUUCAAAACCUAUGGACUAUUCUCUAGUGAGCAGUGUCUGGACUUCCUCGGGGAGAAAUUCAGGGUUGUUCUCCGUCUGCCUCUGGAUUGGACAAAUAGGCAAGUGGGAGAGGCACUCAUCAAGAAAGUUGUACUUGUCCAUUUGGAUGACCAUCGGGACAAGUACCGGUUAUUGCUUUUCAUGAUCCGCAAGCUUUUUGCUGUUGUAUCCCAUGAGUCGUCUUUGGACAAUUUGGACUCUCCACAAUUUCAAGAGUUACUGCUUCCCGGCUUUCUGUUUGGGAUGUACCUCAAAGAUCGUUUCCAGGAAUUGCUAAAUGCCCUGCAAAGCGGUUUCCUUCUCAGUAUGGAAAGAAGAGAGGUGACCAACUUUGCUGACAGUAAUUAUCUGGCUAAAGUCAUGGCCAAAGUGUCAUUCGACAUUGGCGCCAAGAUGUCAAACUUCGUGGCUACUGGGAAUCUUUCGGCGAGUUCUAAUCUCGAUCUACAACAAACCUCGGGUUUCUCAGUUGUUGCGGAAAGGCUGAACUGGUACCGUUUCCUCAGCCACUUCCAAUCGGUGCAUCGAGGUUCAUUCUUUCAGAGCAUGAGAACAACCUCGGUCCGUAAAUUGUUACCCGAAGGGUGGGGCUUUGUGUGCCCCGUGCACACCCCCGACGGUUCGCCUUGCGGUUUGCUUAACCACUUCUCACGCUCUUGCCGGAUAAUCACGGAAGCGUUGUCCGUUUCUCAUAUUCCCUCCUUCCUCUCCUCCUUUGGCAUGACCCAGCCAUUUGCGACUUACAUCGACGGUCGCUCGGGAAAAAAUCUAUGCGUUCAACUGGAUGGAAAAGUCAUCGGGUGGGCCUCCCCGGCCCUCUGUCAAAGGCUUGCAGAAAUACUUCGCAUUUCCAAGACUGAAAAAAAGCAUCGAGUGCCUCUUGACUUGGAGAUUGGCUUUGUACCAGUCUCUGAGGGCGGACAGUAUCCCGGCCUGUACUUGUUCUCGGGCCGGGCGAGGAUGAUGCGACCAGUAAGGUAUCUUCUGAAUGGCGAAGAAGACUCCAUUGGCCCUUUCGAACAAGUGUAUAUGGAUAUCGCUGUCAAACCGGAGGAGAUCGAAAAGGGCGUUACCACCCACGUCGAGCUUAACCCUACCAAUUUCUUGUCCGUCAUUGCAGGACUCACUCCAUUUUCCGAUUUCAACCAAAGUCCUCGUAACAUUUACCAGUGCCAGAUGGGCAAACAAGCGAUGGGGACGCCAGCCAUCGCACUUCAACAUCGUUCUGAUUCCAAAUUAUAUCGCUUGCAGUCUGGUCAAACUCCGGUUGUACGACCCGAAAUUCACAACUCGUAUUGCAUGGACCACUUCCCUAAUGGCACGAAUGCAGUGGUUGCUGUCAUCUCGUAUACUGGUUAUGAUAUGGAAGACGCUAUGAUUCUAAAUAAGUCUGCUCAUGAGCGGGGUUUCGGGUACGGCACCGUCUACAAAUUACAUGAAAUUAAUUUGGAGCAAACCAAGGGGAGUCGUGGCAGUCGUAAGAAGGAUUCGAAAGCACCAACUUUACACUUCGGAAUCGGUCCUGACGUUCUGGACGACGACAUCAUCAGAACGAGUGUGGACAUAGAUGGUUUCCCCAUUAUCGGGGCAAAGUUGAAAUAUCACGAUGCUAUCGCCGCAUAUGUUGAUGAUAGUUCGGGGGGCACGAGAUUCGAGCGGUACAAAGGGGAUGAAGAGGCUAUUGUUGAUCAGGUUCGUAUCAUAGGUGGAGAUGCUGGUGACACGGAGGCCCAGAGGAUUCAAGUCAUGUUGCGGAUUCCACGUGGCCCAGUGAUAGGGGACAAAUUCUCCUCUCGUCACGGCCAGAAAGGUGUUUGCUCGCAAAAGUGGCCCUCUGUUGACAUGCCCUUCAGCGAGAGUGGUAUACAACCCGAUAUCAUCAUCAACCCUCAUGCCUUCCCUAGUCGGAUGACAAUAGGUAUGUUUGUGGAGAGCAUGGCCGGGAAGGCGGGAGUAAUGCACGGACUCGCGCAAGAUGGGUCUGCGUUCAAGUUCAACGAAGACCAGACGGCUGUCGACUACUUUGGAGAGCAGCUCAAAGCGGCCGGUUACAAUUACUACGGCAACGAGCCCAUGUAUUCGGGAGUGACUGGACAAGAAUUCGCCGCGGACAUCUAUCUUGGUGUCGUUUACUAUCAACGACUUCGACAUAUGGUGAACGACAAGUGGCAAGUUCGAACCACUGGCGCCGUGGACCCGCUAACCCGUCAACCCGUCAAGGGCCGGAGACGUGGUGGUGGUAUCCGUAUGGGUGAAAUGGAGCGCGACGCUCUGAUCGCCCACGGAACGUCAUUCCUCCUCCAAGACCGUCUCAUGAAUUGUUCCGAUUAUUCAUUAGCCUGGGUCUGUCGAAACUGUGGGAGUAUGAUCGCGCUGGGAUUCGAGGACAUUUUGACGGGCCCUCCGGAGCAUGGUAGUGGUAAUGUCGGUGAUGAUUGGAGGGGGAAGGUUAAGAAAGUAGGAGGAGACAACAUUUACUGUCGCGCGUGUUGGGAGGAAGUCCAAGAGGAGGACACCCUUGCGCGGCGCGAGUUUGGUGGAGACGAUUCGGCCGCCUCGUUCGUAGGUAAGGCAAAGGUGAACGUGGCUCUUCCGCGGCAGAACCUUCUCGCCCAACCCAAAUCGAACAUGGACGUUGUGGCCAUUCCUUUCGCCUUCCGUUAUCUAUGUGCCGAACUCGCGUCAGUAGGCAUUGGUGUUGCCCUCGAGGUCAGUUAAAGAGUCGUGUGUGUGAGAUGGGUGGGCGUUCUUCUACUUUUGCUUUUUGUUUGCUUUUUUUUUUCUUCCUCUUAUGCCGGUGAGAU